Messenger RNA from Emys orbicularis (European pond turtle), 528 nucleotides. RefSeq names its product BCL2 related protein A1 (gene BCL2A1). The transcript is spliced from 2 exons. The record is from RefSeq and is a predicted model, not a curated record. NCBI's taxonomy places the organism in Eukaryota, Metazoa, Chordata, Testudines, Emydidae. Gene Ontology annotation, biological process: release of cytochrome c from mitochondria; negative regulation of apoptotic process; intrinsic apoptotic signaling pathway in response to DNA damage. Gene Ontology annotation, molecular function: protein homodimerization activity; protein heterodimerization activity; channel activity. The coding region runs from base 1 to 528 and encodes 175 amino acids. Gene Ontology annotation, cellular component: mitochondrial outer membrane.
AUGGAACACUCUGAGUCUUGCUAUGUUUACAAUUUAGUCCAAGAUUAUCUGAAAUACAUUCUUCAGGAACCACAGCUUGGACCAGCCCCAAGCAGAGUUGCUCAUGUCUUAAGAACUAAGGCAUCCAUUCUGCAAAAGGAAAAUGAAGAGAGUCUGAAACCAUGUUUGGACACACUUGAUAUUACCUCUGUAGAUGCUGCCAGAAGAAUUUUCACUGAAGUCGUGGAUAAAGAAUUUGCUGAUGGAAACACUAACUGGGGACGGAUUUUGACAAUAUUUAUGUUUGGAGGAAUUCUUUCUAAGAGGCUUCAAGAACACAAAGUUCAGCUUACAGGAGAUAAUAAAGAGCAGAUUUCUUAUUUCAUCACGGAGUACAUUAUAAACAACAAGGCUGAGUGGAUAGAGGCAAAUGGAGGUUGGGAAAACGGCUUCCUACCUAUGUUUGAGGAAAAACGAUCAUGGCUGUCCUUAUUCAACAUUAAAGCAAAAAUCAUGGAUGCUUUUUCCUUCUUCAGUCAGUAUUAUUGA